GCAGCAGAUAAAAGCUGCAGCUUGGUGUUGAGCUCUUCACACUUAUCACCCCUCACUUUGAAUAAGCAGCUGGAAAAAAAAAACAUCAGUAGCUAUGGAGCCCAACAUCAUCAGAGAGGGAUAUCUGGUAAAAAAGUAUUGGUUAUGAUUAUCAUCUCUAGGGCACUUUGCUGAAUUCAUGGAAAGUGAUGUGGGUGGUGUUAGCAGAUGAUGGAAUAGAGUUUUACAAGAAGAAGACAGACAGUAGUCCAAAGGGCAUGAUUCCAUUGAAAGAAGCUGUGUUGACCAGCCCGUGCCAGGACUUCAACAAAAGAGCGUUAGUUUUCAAGGUGACCAGAGAAAAGAAGCAGGACCACUUUUUCCAAGCAACCCACCUGGAGGAGAGAGAGGCAUGGGUUAAAGAUAUCAAGAGAGCCAUCACUUGCUUGGAUGGUGGAAAGAAAUUUGCCAGGAAGUCUACCAGGCGGUCGAUUCGAUUACCUGAAACGGUUAACCUGAGUGAGCUGUAUGUUUUGAUGAAGGACCAAGAUUCCGGAGUGAAAGAAAUGAAACUGGAAAAAGACAAGAAGCUUUUCAACCACUGCUUCACUGGUGUCAUGGUGAUCGACUGGUUAAUCUCUCAGGGGAAGGUACGGAACCGACCUGAGGGUGUGAUGCUGGGCACAGGGCUGCUGAAUGAAGGCUAUCUGCAGCCGGCUGGAGACCUAUCUAAAACAGCUAUGGAAAGCAACGUGGAGUCUGCACUGCUGGACCAGCCGGAUGCUAUGUACUAUUUUGCAGAAAGUGGCUUCUUCUGUGAAGGCUACUCGAGCGAUGAGGAUGUGCUUGUAAAGGAGGAGUUCAGAGGAGCCAUAGUGAAGCAGGGUUGUCUGAUGAAACAGGGCCACAGGCGGAAAAACUGGAAGGUGAGAAAAUUUAUCCUGAGGGACGAUCCUGCGUAUAUCCACUACUACGACCCCACCAAGGGUGAGGAUCCUCUUGGCUCAGUUCAUCUGCGUGGAUCUGUUGUGACUGCAGUGGAUUAUGUACCAGAUGCUAAGAAGCAUGACAUCGAGGGCAACUUGUUUGAAAUCAUCACUUCAGACGAGAUACACUACUACCUGCAAGCAGCUACCGCUGAAGAACGCAAUGACUGGAUCAGAGCCGUUCAAGCGGUGUCAAAGUCUGGAAAAUAACUGCAGAAGAUCACUUCAGUGCAGAAGUAUCCUGCCAAAAAAAGACGUUAUAUUUUAACUGUUUAGCUUAGAUUGUUAUUUAAUCCCAAACACAUAAUAAAAUGGUUAUGUUUUAAUUUUUA
This is a messenger RNA of Tachysurus fulvidraco (yellow catfish), 1297 nucleotides long. It is a transcript of the gene plek, whose product is annotated as pleckstrin. The record is from RefSeq and is a predicted model, not a curated record. Gene Ontology annotation, biological process: intracellular signal transduction; actin cytoskeleton organization. Bases 189 to 1175 code for a protein of 328 amino acids. Gene Ontology annotation, cellular component: plasma membrane. NCBI's taxonomy places the organism in Eukaryota, Metazoa, Chordata, Actinopteri, Siluriformes, Bagridae. The transcript has 9 exons.